AUGACCGACGCCUCAGCCGCCCUGCGCGCCAAACAAGCGCCCCUCAAAGACUCCUACCGCAGCGACCCGUCCGCCGCCCUCGUCACGCUCAAGUCAUCCGGCACGCUCGACAGCAGCAGCAUAACCUGCAAGCUCUCCACCGGCGCCGCCGUCUCGCAGGCACAGUCCAAGAUCGCCGGGCUGCACCCGCGCGCCGGCGGCGACGACCCCGCCGUGUCGGGCGAGCUGUGCAGCGGCGACAUGCUGCUGGAGGCGCUGGUCGCCUGCGCCGGCGUCACCCUCAAGGCCGUCGCCACCGCCCUCGCCAUCCCGCUCGCUGGCGGCACCGUCCAUGCCGAGGGCGACCUCGACUUCCGCGGCACCAUGGGCGUCGACCGCGAGGCCCCCGUCGGCUUCAAGACCAUCCGUCUCGGCUUCGACGUGCAGCUGGAUGGCGACCUGGGCGAAGACGGUGAUGCUAAGAUUGAGAAGCUGGGGAAGCUGACGGAGCGGUAUUGCGUCGUGCUGCAGACCAUCGCGAAGAAGCCCGAGAUCAGUGUGAGUGUGAGGGGAAAUAGUGAGGCCGAAGAUGGCGUCGAGAAGGGAUACGCAUGGGGCCAGAGAAGCUAG
This is a messenger RNA of Diplodia corticola, 609 nucleotides long. Its product is annotated as peroxiredoxin. The record is from RefSeq and is a predicted model, not a curated record. The transcript has a single exon. The coding region runs from base 1 to 609 and encodes 202 amino acids. Lineage: Eukaryota; Fungi; Ascomycota; Dothideomycetes; Botryosphaeriales; Botryosphaeriaceae.